Messenger RNA from Momordica charantia (bitter melon), 1115 nucleotides. It is a transcript of the gene FAP3, whose product is annotated as Chalcone-flavanone isomerase family protein. Lineage: Eukaryota; Viridiplantae; Streptophyta; Magnoliopsida; Cucurbitales; Cucurbitaceae. Gene Ontology annotation, cellular component: chloroplast stroma. Gene Ontology annotation, molecular function: intramolecular lyase activity; fatty acid binding. Gene Ontology annotation, biological process: fatty acid metabolic process. The record is from RefSeq and is a predicted model, not a curated record.
AGAAGGUGCUGUUUUGGGCAGAAACAACAAUCCCUUGGAUCUACUCUCUUAUCCACUCCUUUUUACUUUUGUAGAGAGUUCAAAUCCCACUCAGAAUUUCGAAAGAGGAAGAAGAAUCUCUACAAUGGCUGGAAAUGCUGCAAAUUCCACGCCAUUAAAGUUCCCCUCCACCAUUCCCACUGUGAAAUGGAAUUCCAAUCCCAGAAUUUGCGUCCUAACAAAACCCCCAACUCCAUCUCUCUCAUUGUACCAAGUUCAGUCUCUCUCUCUCCACAACAACUGUAGAUUUUGCUCCAGUUUCUCUCUCAAAGCUUCUUCCUCCAUUGCUUCAGUUGGAAAUACAGAAUAUGUGGUGGAGCCUUCAACAAAUGUGAAAUUUUCGACGUCCUUGUCUCUGCCAGGGUGCUCAACUUCACUGUCACUGCUCGGAACAGGUUACAGAGAGAAAGUUUUUGCAAUCAUUGGUGUUAAGGUUUAUGCUGCAGGACUAUACAUCAAUACAUCUGUCUCAAAUGAAUUAAAUUCUUGGAGGGGACGAUCAGCCACUGUGAUCCAGGAGGACUCUUCCUUGUUCAAUAUAAUCUUUAAGUCUCCCUCAGAAAAAUCUUUACAGAUUGUUCUGGUCCGAGAUGUUGAUGGUAAAACUUUCUGGGACGCCUUGGACGACGCUAUUUCUCCGAGAAUCAAAGCACCAACACCGGUCGAUGAAUUGGCAUUAUCUACCUUCCGUAGCAUCUUCCAAGGGCGGUCUCUUAAGAAAGGAACUUUCAUAUUCUUGACAUGGCUGGAACCUCCAAAGAUGCUUGUCAGCAUCUCAGUAGAUGGCCUGCCAACAGGAGUAGAAGCUACAAUUGAAUCGAAUAAUGUGACGUCGGCUCUUUUCGAUGUUUUUUUCGGAGACUCCCCUGUUUCUCCUACUUUGAAGGCUUCUGUUGCAACUGGAUUGGCUGCAGUUUUGAAAUAGAUCCUCAUCUUUCUUGUACUUUCAAUUAGUUUGAAUGAACAUUUGGAUAUGGAUCCACCAAUCAAGUUACAAAUCAGAGAUCAAAAUAAGUGUAUUAUGAUACAUGUAGGAGAAAGGGGCCAACUCAAGAAUAUGUUACAAUUCGAUUCAA